This is a messenger RNA of Maudiozyma saulgeensis, 1833 nucleotides long. The record is from the annotation of a GenBank genome assembly. NCBI's taxonomy places the organism in Eukaryota, Fungi, Ascomycota, Saccharomycetes, Saccharomycetales, Saccharomycetaceae.
AUGUUUACUACUCGUGCCAACUCGAUGACAGUGACAGCUGUCACUACAGCUUUUGCUACUACAUCUACAAGUGCAUCCCGAUCAUACCAUUAUGUUAAAAGAGACGAUAGUGAUUCGUCGUCGGCAUCCUCUACAAGUAGUUCGAAGAAUGCUAAAUGUACCGGUACUAAAGCACAAUGUCAAAAACCAACAGAUCAUGAUAUGUCUGUUACUAUUGGUGUCGCAGUUGCGGUCCCCGUUGUUGUAAUAAUACUUUUCUUAGGUAUUAUUCUUUAUUUUGUCUAUCGUCGUGGUAAGAAAGAAGCUUUGGAAGAUAAUGAUCCAGAUUUUGAUGGUGACGAAUUUUUAACGGGAUAUUAUCCAACUCAUCCAACUUAUGAUAAUCCAAUUGAAACAAAACAAGUAUUUCAUGAACAGUACGAUCAAACACAACUUCAACAGAAUAAUACAAACCCAUUCAAUGAUAAUAAUACUACUAAUAAUUAUAGUAUUAAUAAUCCCAAUUCAAAUAUUCAACCAUGGGAAGUUAAUCCAUUUCAUAUCCCUGGAAGUGGAUCAGAUAUUCAUUCGUUGCGAACAUUUGCUAGAGAAAUUAAAAUGGAUGGUGAUCAUGGUUAUAAUUUAGCAUCAAUGUCACGUCAUGCUUCACAAUCUUCCUUGGAUUUGCUCUCAUCAGCUACAAAUAAUACUUCACCUUUAGAGAAACAGGAUGUAAUUCAAUCACCACCGCAACAAGAAGAAGAAAGUCAUCGAUUAUCUCAACCUGUAGAACAAGUGACAAGGUUCGAUGAGGAUGGGGAACCGAUAACUCCAGCAGAAGAAGAGAAUAUUCGUCGUAUGAGAAGUAUCUAUAAAGUCUAUCUAGAUAGAAACGAUACAAUUAUACGACAAUCUCCAGAGAAGUCCGUAGUAGCGGAAGAGCCUAUGACAAAUGUAUCUCGUUUAGAGGUUCAACCACCGCAACCAUCGCUUCCCACAGAAGAAAAUGACGGAUCAAUGGGGAAUCUCGGCGGUUAUGACGAUACAGGUAAUAAUAACCGGGCCACUCAUUAUAGAGUUGCGUCAUCGAUUUAUUCGGAGUUACCAAAUAAACCCGCUAGUGUAAUGUAUCAACAAGAACCAUUACCUCAAUAUCCUCAGUACAUGCCUCAACAACAGCAACAACAACAAUAUUUACCACAACAGCAACAACAGAUGCAGUACAUGCCUCAACAAUCAUAUAUUCUACAACAACGUAAUCAUCCACAAACUUUAGAAAGUAUUGGAGAAUUACCUCCACCUGCAAGGUUAGCCUAUAGUGCUUCAUCGCAUUCAUUAACAUCAUUCCGUCAACCUUCAAAGCAAACAUUUGCAUUACAAACUGCAAGACUUAAUGGGACAGCACUAAAUCCAAUGGAUCAUCCCGAAAUGUUUUAUUCCCAAUCUGAUGAACCUUACGUAUCUCAACAGCAAUAUGGUAACGAUUUGCAAAGUAUGACUACUAAUAAUACCAUGGGUACAACAUCUCAUGUACAUCCUUAUCAAAUGCGUAAUAGUAUAGUGAUGACAAAUCCUUCUGAAUUACAAUCAUCGUCUAGAUCCUAUAGACCUGCAGGUUCUUUCAGAAAAUUUAAUGAUCCAAUGAACACUACUAAUAACAAUUCAAGAAAUAAUAGUUUGGUUACAUCAAAUAAUACUUAUCAACAAUAUGUUCAAUCAAGAGUUAGUGGGAUCCUUGAAGAAUCAGAUGUCUUACAACCACCAAGUGUUCCAGGUAUUUUACCUCAUAGUGGUUCAAGUGAAGAUUUACGUAAGCAACUAGGUUCAUCACAUAAUUUUAAUGUACCUAUGUAA